UUCUGUGAGAGACGGCGAACACAGCCGCCGAUUCACCUGCACUCCGAGCGGGGGACAGACAUCCAGCAGCCGGCCAGCACCUGAGCUGGACGCUGUGGCGGCAGAACUAAAGCGCACAGGACAGGAGGAGGUUAUUUAACCUUACUCUGGAAAAUACACAAAGAGUUGUGAUGAAAGUCCAAUGACACAUCUCAGAGCUUCUUUUUCCAAUCUUACAACCUGUCUGUAAACCCACCUCGGAGACAGGGUACAUCGACUCCAGUCGAGGCGCGAGGCUUUAACCAACACAACAUCUGCCCAACUCAAACCUGAAGGAAUUUCGAUACUUCACAUCCGCAACAACCGGCCACAAUGUACCGCUCGACCAAAGGAGCAUCCAAGGCUCGACGGGACCAGAUCAACGCCGAGAUCCGGAACCUGAAGGACUUGUUGCCAAUCUCCGAUGCAGAUAAAGCGCGGCUGUCAUACCUGCACAUCAUGUCGCUUGCCUGCAUGUACACCAGGAAAUCCGUCUUUUUUAAUCAAGAAGCGGGAGCUGCUGGUGGUGUAGAGGAGAGCGCCAGGUUUCUGUCUUUCCACGAGUUGUCGGAGUUGAUGCAGGCGCUGCCGGGCUUUUUGAUGCUGCUGACGGGGGAAGGAAAGCUCCUGUAUCUGUCAGACAGCGUCUCUGAGCAUCUCGGACACUCCAUGGUGGACCUUGUGGCACAGGGGGACAGCGUGUACGAUAUCAUUGACGCUUCAGACCACUUCAUAAUGAGGAGCAACCUGUCGGCAUCCACGUCACUUGAGAUUGAUCAUCUCUUCCGCUGCCGUUUCAACACUUCCAAGUCUGUGCGGAGGCAGAGUGCUGGGAACAAGCUGGUCCUGAUCCGAGCACGCCGCCUCUCUCCCCCCUCUUCUUCUCUCGCCACAAGCUCCUACUGGACCUCCAACCCUGUCUGGGUGUGUUUUUGCUCCCCUCUGGAGCCUCAUCCGACCCGCUCCGGGGCAGAGAGGGAUUCAUCCUCUACACCUCCUCUAGCUGAGACUAACCUGUUCCUGGCCUGCUUCUACUCCCAGCACGGCCGGGACAUGCGGCUGCAGGCCGCACAGAACAGUGUGAGCACAUAUCUUGGCUUUGAUGUGACAGCUUUACGCUCGCGCUCCUGGUACAGCCUCCUCCACCCACAGGAUCUGUCACAUGCCUCCGCUCAGCACCGCAGCCUAUUGAGAGAGGGAGGAGAAGGCAGGGCUGAGAUGGUAGUGCGCUUGCAGGCUCAGGACCAGACUUGGGUUUGGAUCUACAUGGUGCUACAGCUGCAGCCUGGAGAAAUCCCCAUCAGCAGCAACAACUAUGUCAUCAGCGAGUCAGAGGCCUGGUCGGUGCGCCAUCAGCUAAGCUCAGAACAGACCCAGCUGACACUGGUCCUGAGUGCUGGAACCUCUCAGCAGGAGGGUCUGAGCCUCCAGUCUCCAGAGACCCUGUCCAGUCCAGACCAGGUCUUCACCCCGGGCAGCAGUGGCCUUUCUGGCCAGUCCUUCGACUUCAGCACCGCGGGCUGCAGCGUGGGCUCCUCUGAUGAACCUGGGAGCUCUGCUGCUGAGGCCAUGCAGGUGGAGGGAGACCCCCGCUCCAGCAUCUCCUCUAUGGAGGAGGAAAGCUUCUUUCAGCAGCACCUGCCAGAGAACCCCUCCACUGCCUCCUCCCCCACCCCGGUCACUGUUGAGACAGUAGCAGACUUAGACUUUUUAACUCAGAACAUCCUCUUACCGCCAUCCUUCCAGCUCGACCCUCCCCUCCCCUCUCUCCCCCUGCCCCUCCCCCCAGCGCCCACCCCACAGGCUCAGCAGACCAAAGAGUUUGUGUGCACACCCCCCUACACCCCCCACAUUGGAGGGGCAGCCUUCCCGUUCGGUGAACCCCUCUUCAGCUUCGACCCCACUGGCACUACCACCCCUCCACCCUCUGCUACAACAGCCUGUGCCACCACCUCCAUUGCCCCUUCAGUGUCACCCUCAGCCCCACCAACCACUGCCUCCAGCCCUGCACCCCCCACCACGCUGUCUGCUAAACUCCCCCUCGCUCUUCCCGUUUCAUCCAGUGACUUCCUAUUUUCUAUCGAGCCUUGCAGUGGCUCUCUCUAUGAGAAACUGCCCCCUACCCCCGACAGCCCAGGAGAUGGAGACUGCACAUUGAUGACCCUACCUGAAGUACGGGGUCCGCUCUAUGUGGACGUACCACUGGGGCCCCUCCAGUGUCCCCCUGAGGGCCUCCUCACCCCCGAGGCCUCUCCUGGUAAACAGCCCUGCCUCUCUUUCUUCUCACUGGAGAGAGAGCGGGAGAAGGAACGGGCGGAGAUCUCCCUCUUAGCUCAGCACAUCAGCUCUCUGGCUGAGGGGUUCUACCUGGAUCCCCUCCUGUCCAAACUUUCUCCUCCCUCAAUGUCCCCCUCCUCCUCCCCUCCCUCCCCCUUCCUGUCUCUUCCCACAGACACCACAGAUGUAGAUUCAGUGCACAUGCUUAGGGAGUUUUAUCCCAUUAAAGCAUGGCGAGGUCUGGACAUUCCCAUCUUCCUUGAUGACGAUGAAUCUCUGUUUGAAGAGAGCGUCCUAGAAACCCUCCUCCAAGAUGACUUCACUCCUCCUCAGCCCAAGCUUUCCUCCCCCUCCCCCUCCCCUAUACCAAAUUCCUCAAGCCCGACCUCUCCGCAGACCCCUGUGUGCUGGCACCAACCCUCCCAGUUUGAGGGAGUGGGCCACUUCUGUAGCGUCCAAUCGGCGCGUUGUAACUCCAUGGCCGGGUGUGGGGCGACUGUGGCGGCUGAGGCCGGGGCCAAAGCGGAAGGGGAGGGGCUAGCGGAGGAAGCCAUGGAGAUUGAGGUGGUGUCAUCUCCUGUGUCCUCCUGCUCCUCCAUCCCGGCUUCCCCUCCUCUCAUCCUCACUGCCUCCCCUGGCCCCGCCACCUCCUCGCCCAUUGUCUCGCCCUCACCCGCUGUGUCUUGCACUCAGUCCCUCCUGGAGGAACUGUCCGUCCUGGAACCCAUGUUUGGGGCAGGUGCCUCGAUCGCCCCUGGCUUAGGGCAACAACCUGAGUUGUAUCAACUCCAAUGUCAUCCAUCGCCACAGUGCUUCCACAAAGAUGGGAGUGGAAGUGUUCCUCCGUUCUAAAAUAAGUCUGUGACUUACUUCAUUAAGUAUGGCAUAUUGUCAUAUUUUGUGGAGCCCCUUUUACUGAAAAGUAAAAAAUAAUUAAGUGUAUAAAUAUACAUAAUGUAUAUACGAAUUAAGGACUUUAAUGCCUACAUGUCUCCUGAGAACAAAGAUUGGCUUUAUAUUUUUGUUCAGUCAUUAAUCUGUAAAAAUCUACAAACCUGGUGCAACAUAAACAUGAUGGUGCAACCACAUGGACCCAUAACUGACUGGGUUUUGAGUCCAUGUGGUGUCUUUCAGCUUCUCUGUAACAUGAGCUUCAGAUAUGAUCAGAGAAAACUCUCUGAAAUUGUUUUGCGCUGUUUUACUUCCAGACGCGCAUUUGUAUUCACUCGUAGUGAAAAUCUGUUGUGAACAAAAACAUUAUUGCUAUUUCAAUAGGGAAAUAGGGAAUUAUAGCAUUUUUGCCUGUUAUGCAGCAAUGCAAACCCAAACCUCAAAUGUAUUGGAAGUCAAAUGUUUACAAUUUUUAUGCAUCCUUAGGAUGAGCACUAUCUGUAUUUCAAAUUAAGAGAGAUAACCUGCAUCAGAGCUAGAACAGCUCUGCUUUAAAAGCACCUUAUUUUCCUCCAAGCCUUCAAGGCGACUUCAAACAGAAAUCGACUUUAAACCUGAAAUACUUUGAGCUUUGAGUUUGCUGCUUCAAACCUUUAACUUUUCAUAUUUAUCUCUCCAUCUACAAUUUUGUGUAUCAAUGUGAUGUGCAAACAAAAAAGAGAACAUCUGAAGAGAUGCCGGCAUGUGAAGAUCUCCAAAAUGUUAAAAGUGUUUGUUACUUUUACGAGAUGUUAAACCAAACAAGAGAAUGUCUGGAAGUUUGCCAGAGCUCCGAUCAUGCCACAAACACACUGCUUUUGUCGUACUGUACAUUAGACUCUGAAUGUGAGCUCUUCAGGUCCCUACUGGUCUUGGGGACAGUCAGCUGGAUAUUGUUGCAGCAUCAAUAUUUGCAAUGCUGGCAGCAUAUAGCGGCUCCUGUGUGCCUGAGAUGGCCCUGACCUGCUGAACUCUUUCUACUGUCCAUGACACGUGGACUUUUACAUCGAUGCUCCACUGGAGCGCGGUGAAACGAGGCACAAUUGACUAUGUGAAUGAGUGAUUCUUCUUUUUUGAGAGGGGUUAGAAUACACAAAGUUUUGUUUUAAAAAAUGAAAAUAGGGAUGGGGUGCUAUUUCUAUUCAGUUACCAAGCGACACGGGUUGAGAAUGGUACUAUUCCCAUGGUGUCGACAUGCUCACGUAGAGUUGUCUACGGUCAAGUAAAGGAUUGAUUCCUACGUUCUAGCUAUUCAAGGCUAAGUUAAUAUACAUGUGUAAAAUUACUAUAUUGUAUGUGUGACAUUGAAAAAAAUAUGUUAUUACAUAUGCAUUAUGUCUGUGGAUAUAGGCAUAUGAUCUUUUCAGAAAGGUUGUACACAUUUGUACAUUUGUAUGAAAUUGUUAUUGGCCUGUAUAUAUGAGAAAGAGAUUUUUAUCGCCUAAAAUGGAAUAUAUUCUGAACAUCUUACUUACUGCAGAAUGGACAUUGUGGACCAGUGUUCUUUUGUGUUGCUUAUAAGUGUAUUUGAUUGUCAUACAAAUGCAUUUAUAUUAAAGUGCACUUAAUGCGA
Molecule: messenger RNA, 4798 nt
Organism: Labrus bergylta (ballan wrasse)
Lineage: Eukaryota; Metazoa; Chordata; Actinopteri; Labriformes; Labridae
Gene: npas4a
Product: neuronal PAS domain protein 4a
Biological process (GO): regulation of transcription by RNA polymerase II
Molecular function (GO): DNA-binding transcription factor activity, RNA polymerase II-specific; protein dimerization activity; RNA polymerase II transcription regulatory region sequence-specific DNA binding
Source: RefSeq, a predicted model, not a curated record